This is a messenger RNA of Nerophis ophidion (straightnose pipefish), 9086 nucleotides long. RefSeq names its product collagen, type VII, alpha 1 (gene col7a1). NCBI's taxonomy places the organism in Eukaryota, Metazoa, Chordata, Actinopteri, Syngnathiformes, Syngnathidae. The coding region runs from base 256 to 9015 and encodes 2919 amino acids. The record is from RefSeq and is a predicted model, not a curated record. Gene Ontology annotation, molecular function: protein binding. The transcript is spliced from 112 exons.
UUCAGGCAUCCGAACAAGUCUGGACUGUUCUGCUGCUGCCCCCACCUCUACUCUCGCUUCUCCUCAGCCCGAACCAGCCGACAGGGAUGCAGGACAGCAGCUGCUGAGCUCCAGAAGCCUUGUUUGGUGGUCUUGUGACACAGUAGCCGCGAGCAGGUGAGCAUUGCAGGCACCGAGCGGGGAGAGAAGGCUGGAUAUGCCACAGGUGGAACGGUUGGGAGCGACACACGGAUUAAAGAACCUCAGGUUGUAAAGAUGAGGGGCUGGAUUUUCAGCGCCAUGCUGCUGCUGUCACUCACGGCACACGCUGAAGCUCAGGGCAGGUGUAAUAACGUCCAGGCAGCAGACAUCCUUUUCCUAGUGGACGGAUCGUCCAGCAUUGGGAGACCUAACUUCCUGCAAGUGAAAGGCUUCAUAGCUGGGAUCAUCAAACCUUUUGCAAGAUCCGUAAGCGAGUCAGGAGUUCGCGUUGGGCUAAUACAGUACAGUGACACCUCCAGGGUUGAGUUCACCUUUAGAACUUACACCAACGGCACGGCGCUGAUCAAGGCUGUGCAGAGUCUCAACUACAAGGGUGGAAACACACACACUGGUGCUGGUCUGAAGUUUGUCGCGGACAACUUCUUUAACCCCUCGUACAGCCGGGAUGUCCCAAAGAUCGUUAUCUUGAUCACGGACGGGAAGUCGCAGGACAGCGUGCAAGAACCGGCGCAGAAGCUGCGAAAUAACGGGGUGCACAUCUUUGCGGUUGGCAUUAAGAGCGCGGACAGCAAUGAACUGGCUGAGAUUUCCUCCAAGCCCAGCGGUGAUUUCACCUCCUUUGUUGGGGACUUCAAACUGCUCAACACUCUGCUUCCACUCGUGAGUCCCCGGGUGUGCUCCACGGCAGGCGGAGUCUAUGCAGUUAUUGAGGGAUAUUCAGGUCCAUCCAACAUCCAGUUCACAGCCGUCACGUCGGAUUCGCUCAGGUUCCGCUGGAAUUCUGCAGGCGGGCCUUUGAGAGGCUACGUGGUCCAGUACGUGCCCCUCUCGAGCACGGGUCAGCCUAUCUCGGCAGAACUGCGCCAGGAGACCGUGUCUGGCAGCCAGAGGACCUUUACAGCACGAGAGCUGAAGUCGGGAACAGACUACCUCGUGACCGUCAUUGCUCAAUACCCCAACAGUGUGGGAGAGUCGGUUUCUGCAAAGCAGCAAACGAAGACCCCGCCUGGGCUCUCAGGUUUUCGUUUGGUCCAAGCAGGCGUCUUCAGUCUCUCUCUGGGAUGGGAUAAGCCGUCAUCUCCUGUCCAGGGAUACAGACUUACCUACGGACCCCAAGGUCAGACAGCCGACCAGAAGUUGGUGCAGUCUCUGUCAGCAGACGCCACGUCUGUCAAACUGGAGACACUUCAGCCUGACACAGAGUACGUCAUCAGCCUCUACCCUCUAUUCCCUCCAAACCCUGCAUCUCCAGCCACCCUCACUGCCCGCACACUGCGCCUGGAGGCGGUGAAGCAGUUAUCAGUGCAGAAGGAGUCAGAGGGCAACGUUCGAGUGCAGUGGAGAGGCGUCGACGGCGCACAGAGCUACCGUCUGGAGUGGGGACCGGUCACAGAAUCCAACCUCACUUUGCUUCAUCUCCCUCCAAAACCCCAAAAUGCCAAAACCGUCGCAGGAGAAAGCGAGGCGCACAUGUUAUCCCAAAUUCAGUCCGACACAGAGUACGUCCUCAAUGUGAUCCCCCUCUAUCAGGGAAAUGCUGAGGGCCCGAGGGAAACGGCGACAUUCAGGAUGGAACGCCAGGAGCAGCAGGUCCUCAACGCAGUGACCACCAGUCCCUCCUCCAUCCGCCUCACCUGGAGGAUCAUCGCUUCCUCGCAGGGCUACCGCCUGGAGUGGCGGGCUGGCGAAGGUGGCCGUCCCCAGACCUUGUCUUUACCCCGGAGCACCAGCAAAUACGAGUUAACCGGCCUUCAGCCCAACACGGAGUACCUCAUCACCUUGUACACACUGUUUGAAGGCCGUGAGGAGGCCACGCCCGUCUCUUUCACAGCCAUAGUUCCAGAGGUGCAGCCAGUGGGGAGGAUAUCCAACCUGAGAGUGCUGGAGUCUUUGGGCAGCACGGUCAGACUUGGCUGGACGGGUGUUGCUCGGGCCACACAGUACCGCGUUGUGAUCCGAAGCCCUGCAGUGGGAUUGGAAGAUACUCAGUUUGUCCCCGGGAACCAGACGACAUUCGAUCUCAGGAAUCUAAUCGUGGGGGUGAUCUAUGAUGUUAGUGUUACAGUUCUGGUGGGAGGCGAUGAAGGCGAGCCAGUGAGCAUCUUUGUCAAACCAGAACAAGAUGUCGGCAGAGUUUCCAACCUCAGAGUCACACAUGCAAACAGCCGGAGAAUUCGUAUAGCCUGGACGGGUAUUAGUGGAGCAACAGGUUAUAGCAUUACAUGGAAACAAGGCAAUAGUGCGGAACAGUCCCGUGAGGUGAGGGCAGGGACCUCGGUCUUUACGAUAGACGACCUGACACCAGAUGAGGCUGUGGUGUUUGGCGUGGCGGCCCUGUUCAAUGACGGUCGUGUUGGGGAGGCGGUCAAGCUCUCCUCCCGGACCAACCCGCACACUGGAACCGUUUCUGACCUUCGCAUCGUUGACGUCACAUCUGGCAGGAUACGGAUAGCAUGGUCACCUACUUCCAGGGCAACUGGCUAUAAGAUAAGAUGGCGCCGUGAUGACGAUGGAGUGGAGGCAACUCAGAAUGUAGCCGCUGAUGUCGCUUCCUUCACCAUUGAUGGACUAAGGUCCGAUUCUUCCUACAGCGUCUUUGUGUCUGCUCUGAGUGGCUCCCGAGAAGGAAGUCCUGCCUCCAUGAAUGUCAGAACAGGAACAACAGAACAAUUACAGUCCGUGGUCGGGACAGUGUCGUCGGUCCAAGUCCAGGAGAACCCAGGAGAGUUUGUUAGAAUUACCUGGGUUGGUGUACCAGGAGCAACAGCCUACCGGGUGUCAUGGAGGAGAGCAAAUGGUGGUGAAGAAGUGAGUCAGUUGGUGGCAGGAACCGUGACCGCUGUGAAUUUAGACCAACUGGACCCCGGUACCCAGUAUGAGGUUAAGGUCAUGGCUUUAGUCCAGAACCGGGAAGGAACGCCAGUGUCUGUCCGUGUCACCACACCUGGCGGACUCACGACCACACCUUUACGAGUGGCGGAGAUAACCCAGGAUUCUGUGCGGCUUGGCUGGAUUUCCUUACCGGGCGCAACAGGAUACAUUCUGCGCUGGAGGCAGGAAACGGACCGCGGUCCAGGAUCGUCGGUCCAGCUGCCCGCUUCAGCCAGCUACUACCAGGUGACCGGGCUUCGUCUGGGUCAUCAAUACCGGUUUACCAUACAGCCCACUUUCCAAAGCGGACUGGGAAGAGAGAGUUUUGCCACUGAACGCACCGUGUGUGUGGGUGGACGUCUGGAUGUGGUCUUUCUUGUCCCGGCAUCCACUGAUCGGGUGAACCUUGCCAGACCUUUGCGGGCUCUUCUCACAAGUGCAGCUGGGUCAUUCAGCACGAUCGGAGCCCGUGACUCACAGGUGGGGGUUGUUCCGUACGGUUAUAGACCCAAAAUAUGGUUCCCGCUUAAUCGUCACAGCAGGUCCGACACACUGCUUCAAGAAAUUCAGUCCAUACCCUUUGAUGAAAGCCCCGGAAAUAACAUUGGCCAGGCGGUGACUUACGCCACACAAUAUCUCCUGACCACCCCAGCUGGACGGAGGCCAACGGUACCUGGGGUCGUUGUAAUCGUUGCUGAUAAAAAAUCUACAGACAACCUCACGCAUGCAGCCAACAGCCUCCGGGCAUCAGGUGUUAUGGUGUUGGCAGUCAGUAUAGAUCAGGCGGAUGCGGAGGAAUUACGGCGGGCCGUGACAGACGGCAGCGCCCAAAACAUCCUGUUUGCACGCGAUGCCGCCCAGUUGGAAACUAUCUAUACUGAUCUGGCAAAUUUGCUCUGUGGCUAUGCGAGACUCCCAGAGGAAAAGCCAGGUACGGAACGGUGUACCACUCAGUGUCCUCAGGGAGACAAGGGAGAUCGCGGAGAAAAGGGGGAAAGAGGCAGGGAUGGUGUGGAUGGACGCAAAGGAGAACCCGGUCGGGAUGGAUUCCCUGGAAGAGAUGGUCCGAGAGGUCCUGAAGGGCGUCCAGGUCCACCAGGUCCGUCUGUCCCCAGUCAACCCACAGCGGGCUUAAAAGGGGAGAAGGGCGACAGAGGUUUUCCUGGUGUUGAUGGAAAUCCAGGAAUACCAGGGCGACCGGGUUCUCCAGGAAACACAGGGCUUCCAGGUUCACAGGGCCAGCCGGGUGUCAGAGGAACCUCUGGCGGACCUGGCAUACCAGGGUUGGAUGGUGCAAAGGGAGAUAAAGGUGAAAGGGGGGAGCCAGGCUCCGUAACAGGAGGCGUGUAUCCAGGAAGGAAAGGAGAGCCAGGCACACCAGGAAUACCUGGGACGCCCGGUCGGCCAGGAAUUGAUGGCAUCAAAGGUACACCAGGGAUUCCAGGUGCACCAGGGCAAGAUGGUCGCCCAGGGAUACCAGGAACGCCAGGACUGUCCAUCAAGGGAGACAGGGGCAGCCCUGGAGAGCGGGGACUUCCAGGAGUCGGCGGCGGGGAGGUCGUCACUGGCGAAAAGGGCUCCCCAGGUUCUCCCGGACCUCCAGGAGUGCAAGGUCCUAGAGGGCUAUCCGGAUCACAGGGGGCCAAGGGAGACAAGGGUGACAGUGCUGUUGGGCUGCCAGGACCAGCAGGCAGGCAGGGAGACCCUGGUGACAGGGGUCCUCGCGGGCCUCCAGGAGAAAUUGGCAGUAAGGGGGAUCGAGGGCAGCCGGGUGAGCCUGGAUCGCAAGGAGACCGGGGAGAAAGAGGACUAUCUGGUGAAACAGGAGAGCGAGGGGACCCGGGCAAACCAGGCUCCUCUGGACUACCAGGGCUGAGGGGUCUCCCAGGGCCCAGUGGAGCGGCGGGAGAAAAGGGAAGCGAAGGCACACGAGGGGAACCAGGCCGAAGUAUUCAAGGUCCUCCAGGGAAGAAAGGGGAACAGGGAGAGUUGGGUCUCAGCGGUCCCGAGGGGCCCAGGGGACCGAAGGGAGAAGCCGGCCAGAGAGGAGAGAAAGGGUCUUCAGGGUCAGGUGCGGGCAUGAUUGGACCUAAAGGAGAGCGAGGCGAGCCAGGACUUCCAGGUAUCAGCAGUAGGCCGGCUGCCAAGGGAGUCGCCGGUGAACCAGGAGAGAGAGGAGAGGACGGCCGGCCGGGAAGUCCAGGGAAGCCUGGGCCUGCGGGGAAGCAGGGAGAAAGAGGGGAGAAAGGAGAUGAAGGCACUCCUGGCGAGUCAGGACUUCCUGGGAAGCCUGGAGAACGAGGACUGAGGGGACUCGCAGGUCAGCCUGGUCAGCCUGGAGAGAAAGGAGACGCCGGAGAGCCAGGAGAGCUCGGGCGAAAUGGGAGCCCUGGAUCUGCUGGGCCCAGAGGGGAGAAAGGACAACAGGGACUUCAAGGACCUCCAGGGCCACCAGGGAAAGUGUCGGACAUCCAAGGCCAGCUGAAAGGCGAGCGAGGCGAAAAGGGUGAAUCAGGCGACUCAGGAGCGAACGGUAGCAAAGGCCAAAAAGGUGAAGCCGGAACUCCUGGAGCCGUGGGCCUAAGAGGUCCUGAGGGACAACGUGGGCAAGCAGGCUCCAGAGGUGACACAGGAGAGAGGGGGAGCCCUGGAGACAAGGGAGAAAGAGGAGCCUCCGGGUUGGACGGUCGUCCUGGUGUGGAUGGUAAACCAGGUGUUGCCGGACCACCUGGUCAAAGGGGUGAUCCUGGGAAGAUUGGAGAUGCUGGAAGAGAUGGUUUACCAGGACUUAGAGGUGAGCAGGGUCCCAUUGGGCCUACAGGACCUCCAGGCAAUCCAGGGACACCUGGUAAAGCAGGUGAAGAUGGCAAACUUGGGCUUCCCGGCAAAAUGGGCGAAGAUGGUGUGCCAGGGGAAGAUGGGAGAAAGGGCGAUAAAGGAGAUGGAGGAGCGGCUGGACGAGAUGGCCGUGAUGGACAAAAAGGAGAGCGGGGUUCAGCUGGGACUCCAGGCCCCACUGGACCCCCGGGACUACCUGGUGUGCCUGGCAGCAUCGGCCCCCCUGGACAGGUGGUGUACUUCAAAGGAAGUGAAGCAGCACCAAUCCCAGGCCCGCAGGGUCCCGCAGGAACACCUGGUGUACCAGGGAUUCCUGGAGCUCUGGGUUCCCGAGGUGAGAGAGGUCCUCCGGGUCUAAAAGGGGAAACUGGAGAUCCAGGAGAGGACGGAGCACCUGGCAAACCUGGAAGUGCCGUGGACGUACAGAAGGCUCUGGCCAGCCUCGGGAUUCAGGUGUCUGACCUGAAGGUGGUUGUGGACAAGAAGGACCCCCCUUCGGUUCCGGUGCAGAAGGCGCAAAGAGGCGAAAAGGGAGACAUGGGUGAGCCUGGUCCGAGGGGACCAGCUGGUGCAGAUGGGACACGCGGUUUUGCAGGGGACAGAGGGUCAAAGGGGGACCAAGGAGAGCGAGGUCCAGCGGGAACACCUGGGCUUCCUGGAAGAGCCAUUGGGGAGCGUGGACCCACGGGACCCUCGGGGCCUGCAGGGGAGCCAGGAAAGCCAGGAAUACCAGGAGUGCCUGGGAGAGCCGGGGAAACCGGAGAGGUUGGAAGACCAGGGGAGAAGGGUGAUCGAGGAGAAAAGGGAGACAGAGGAGAAUCUGGUAAAGUAGGGCUUACUGGGCCGUCUGGUGCACCGGGUCAAAAGGGGGAAUCUGCUGACUCAGUACUCACCGGUGCACCUGGAACCAGAGGCCCUCCCGGACUGGCAGGACCCAAAGGAGAGCCCGGCGCUCCUGGGCCGCAGGGGUCUAAAGGUGACCGGGGAUUUGAAGGACAACGCGGUGAUAAAGGAGACCGGGGCGGGUCUGGAGAGAAGGGACGUGAUGGCUCACAGGGAAUACCGGGGGACCCUGGUAAACCUGGUCAGGAUGGGAAACCGGGUCCAUCAGGGCCUGCCGGUCCUCGAGGCCAAGUGGGAAACCCAGGAGAGCCUGGCAUCAGGGGACUAUCGGGCUCUUUGGGUCCAAAUGGACUCCCUGGUCCACCAGGUGUGAAGGGGACUCAAGGAGAGCCAGGGGUUGGCGUUCAGGGUCCUCCUGGUGCCCAAGGCAGCACCGGUCUGCCAGGAAACCAGGGUCCUCCAGGAGCUGUGGGUCCACAGGGGCCUCCAGGCUUGUCCGGGCAGGUGGGAGAAGCUGGAAAGCCAGGGAUCCCUGGUAGAGAUGGAGUGUCUGGAAAAGAUGGAAUACCUGGCAUGCCAGGGAAGCAGGGCAUUGUUGGGCCUCCGGGCCAGCCGGGCCUAAAGGGGGAGCUUGGAGACAGUGGUCCUCCAGGGAAGGCUGUAGCGGGACCCCCUGGUGCCAAAGGAGAGCGGGGUCUUCCGGGACUAACGUUACCAGGCAUGCCAGGAGACCAAGGUCAGCCUGGUGAAAAGGGGGCCCGAGGGGAAAAAGGGGCUGCUGGUAUCAAAGGCGAGCGAGGUGAGGUUGGUGAGGCAGGAGAGCCUGGAGAAGAUGGAGAGAAAGGACCUUUUGGGCCAAAAGGAGAUAAGGGAGAGAGAGGCAUCGGAAUGGCCGGUCCUGCGGGUCGGGUCGGUCCUCAAGGCUUAAAGGGUGAUCCGGGCCUCCCCGGUCUAUCUGGGCCUCCGGGGCCACAGGGAAAGUCUGGUGAAGUUGGUGCUCCUGGUCUGAGAGGGGAAAGUGGGAACCCAGGACCUCCUGGGCCACCUGGAGAAAGGGGCCUCCAAGGAUUUGUGGGCCGGGCAGGAAAUUCUGGACCUCCAGGUCCUCCUGGACCUCCUGGGGAGGCUGGUUCUCCCGGUACCAAUGGGGUCAAAGGAGACAAGGGCGAGACUGGACUCGGUGUCACGGGACCAAGAGGAGAGAGGGGAGAGGCAGGAGUCAGAGGCGAGGAGGGUCGUCCUGGAUCGGAUGGGGAGCGGGGGCUAACAGGUCUACCAGGACUGCGUGGCGCUCGGGGAGAGAAGGGAGAUGGAGGCCUUCAAGGAGACAAAGGAGAGAAGGGCGACACUAUGCUGGUGGGCGGACCUCCUGGAGAAAAGGGCAGCGGAGGAGAGCAAGGUGACAGAGGGCCAAAGGGUGUGCAAGGAGAAAAAGGAACAAAGGGUCAAGAGGGUCCACCAGGACAGCAGGGUCUUAGAGGAGAGCCGGGGGACAAAGGAUCCACUGGCUUCCCUGGUGCUCGUGGUCCUGGUGGGCAGAAGGGAGAAGAAGGUCAGGCCGGCAUGUCUGGUGAACCGGGUUUGCCAGGAAAAGACGGGCUGACAGGUCUCAAGGGGAACAAAGGAGAGAUGGGCAUUGUCGGGAUGAGAGGAAUUAAGGGCGACCGUGGACUCAAGGGGCUUUGUGGAGGCGAUGGACCCAAAGGAGAGAAGGGGCUGGGUGGUUCUCAUGGGCGACCAGGUCUAACCGGAAGAAAAGGUGAACAGGGAGACAUCGGCCCAACUGGAGCCCACGGCAUCCCAGGAAAAGAAGGUCUAAUCGGUCCUAAGGGGGACCGCGGCAUCGAUGGUGUCGAGGGCCCCAAAGGCACUCAGGGAGACAAAGGCGAAAGAGGUCCGCCAGGUGUCCCUGGACCUCCUGGUCCCAGAGGAGUGGACGGGGCACCUGGACUCACAGGCCCUCAGGGACCAGGUGGUGCUAAAGGCCCCGAGGGACUCCAAGGACAGAAGGGCGAGAGAGGGCCUAUUGGUCCUGCCAUGGUGGGACCACGUGGUGCAGCCGGCAUCCCAGGGGAGCGUGGAGAGACGGGGGAGAUGGGCCCAGAUGGAGCCAAAGGAGAGAGAGGAGAGCCAGGCAUGACGGAGCAUGAGGUCAGAGAAUAUGUCCGCUCCGAGAUGAGUCAGCACUGUGGUGAGUCUUUGGUGCAGCCGCCGCCAUUGCUAAUUCAUGAGUGCGCUGUCCUCAAGUUGAACUUCAGAUAAGACGGCCGCCUUGGAUGAGAGAAGUUUUAACUACAGCAGUGUCACCGCUCUUAAAACUGACCUUUUCUUUU